Messenger RNA from Numida meleagris (helmeted guineafowl), 1052 nucleotides. It is a transcript of the gene RAP2B, whose product is annotated as RAP2B, member of RAS oncogene family. Bases 152 to 703 code for a protein of 183 amino acids. The record is from RefSeq and is a predicted model, not a curated record. Gene Ontology annotation, cellular component: plasma membrane. Gene Ontology annotation, molecular function: GTP binding; GDP binding; GTPase activity. Gene Ontology annotation, biological process: negative regulation of cell migration; Rap protein signal transduction. NCBI's taxonomy places the organism in Eukaryota, Metazoa, Chordata, Aves, Galliformes, Numididae. The transcript has a single exon.
UGCCCGGCGGGGCUCGCCCGGCGCGGCUCCGCGAGGCGCGGCCGCCCCUUCUUCGCCCCGGCGCCAGCGAGCGGCCGGCGGGAGCGGCCCUCCUUCCCUCCGCGAGGGCGGGCGGAGAGCGGCGGAGCCUCGCGGGAGGCGCUCCGGAGCCAUGCGGGAGUACAAGGUGGUGGUGCUGGGCUCGGGCGGCGUGGGCAAGUCCGCCCUCACCGUGCAGUUCGUCACCGGCUCGUUCAUCGAGAAGUACGACCCCACCAUCGAGGACUUCUACCGCAAGGAGAUCGAGGUGGACUCCUCGCCGUCCGUGCUAGAGAUCCUGGACACGGCGGGCACCGAGCAGUUCGCCUCCAUGCGGGACCUCUACAUCAAGAACGGGCAGGGCUUCAUCCUGGUGUACAGCCUGGUGAACCAGCAGAGCUUCCAGGACAUAAAGCCCAUGCGGGACCAGAUCAUCCGCGUCAAGCGGUACGAGCGGGUGCCCAUGAUCCUGGUGGGCAACAAGGUGGACCUGGAGGGCGAGCGGGAGGUGUCCUUCGGGGAGGGCAAGGCGCUGGCCGAGGAGUGGAGCUGCCCCUUCAUGGAGACCUCGGCCAAGCACAAAGCCUCGGUGGACGAGCUGUUCGCCGAGAUCGUCCGCCAGAUGAACUACGCCGCGCAGCCCGGCGGGGACGAGCCCUGCUGCGCCGCCUGCGCCAUCCUCUGAGCGCCCGCGGGGACGGACCCGGCUCCGCACCGCGCCGGGGGGCCCGGGCCGGGCACGGGGCGCCGCCUCCCGCCCGCCCCGCCGCGCUGCUCCGCUCCGCGCCGCGGCUGUAGCGGUGCCGGCCCGGGCAACCCGACACGCUAUGCAAGGUGGAGCGCGGCGCGUCCACCCGGACCGGGACCUGGGCCGGAUGGAGCGCGGUGCGAAGCGGCGCGACCGCCUGUGAAAGGAUUCUCUAUUUUGUUUACCUGCUGUAUCACAGGGAGUCUGCAGGAGAGUGGCAGUGCGUUAUUUUUUAAUGGUUCUUUUUUUGCGAUCAGCUGUGAAAACGUUACAAGUCUGCACAAUG